AUGACGGAUCAAGUACCAGUUACAACACAGCUACCACCAAUAAAACCUGAGCAUGAGGUAUCACUUGAUGCUGGAGGGAGUCCAGUAGCUAAUAUGAACACCAAGUCGAAUAACAAUACCGAGCUAGGUGGUGUAUUCGACAGAAUAAAAACACACUUUCCACCCGCCAAGGUAAAAAAAAUAAUGCAAACCGACGACGAUAUAGGAAAAGUUUCACAAGCCACGCCAGUAAUAGCGGGCAGGUCACUAGAGUUUUUUAUAGCGUUAUUGGUGAAAAAAAGCGGGGAAACUGCAAGAGGACAAGGAACCAAGAGAAUAACCGCCGAAAUAUUAAAAAAAACAAUCUUAAACGAUGAAAAAUUCGAUUUCCUAAGGGAAGGUUUGUGUGCAGAGGAAGGUCAAACACAGGCAGAGGAAGAGAGUGCCUAA
Saccharomyces paradoxus is the source of this 429-nucleotide messenger RNA. RefSeq names its product negative cofactor 2 transcription regulator complex subunit BUR6 (gene BUR6). The transcript has a single exon. Gene Ontology annotation, biological process: transcription by RNA polymerase II; negative regulation of transcription by RNA polymerase II; positive regulation of transcription by RNA polymerase II. Gene Ontology annotation, molecular function: transcription corepressor activity; core promoter sequence-specific DNA binding; transcription coactivator activity. The coding region runs from base 1 to 429 and encodes 142 amino acids. Gene Ontology annotation, cellular component: negative cofactor 2 complex; nucleus. Lineage: Eukaryota; Fungi; Ascomycota; Saccharomycetes; Saccharomycetales; Saccharomycetaceae. The record is from RefSeq and is a predicted model, not a curated record.